ACUGCACAGUAAUUUAUCAUCUCCAGGCGAUUGAAACAUUGACUUGGAUAGAAAAACUGGUCACUUUCUCUUUUGUCUCGAUGUAUUUUUGUAUGGUAUUGUCCAAUUUAUCUAAAAUGUCACAAGUGCAUAAUUACACAGUCAGUGUACACUAUAAUUAUAUAGAAAAUCCACAAAGGUCAAAAACAUCAUGAGCACUGACCGUGUAAUUAUAUGUACAGCUGUAACAAAUAUAUUUUAUACAUUAUCGGACAGUCAAAACAGAAAGUAGAAAUAAAAAAUGUAAGUUUUGCCUGCUGACAACUUUUAUUUGCACCAGUUUAACAAGUAUCCAGGUUAUAAUAUGGCAACAGAUUUCAUGUAUAUUGUUACGUUUGAAAAAAAACGUUUUGGUAUCACUUAAUUUGUUUUUGUUUGAAAUGAUUAUAUUUUUUCUGAUGAAAAUCUUAAGAAUUACCAAAUUUAUUUUCGAAACAACUGAAUUAUCACUCCCCGUAAGUUCUGAACAAUACCGUAACACAAUUUUGUGUCAGAUUUGAGACAAGCUGCAACUCAACUCUGUAAUGUAAAAGAUCAAACCUAAUUCCCGAGGUCAUCAUUUUAGUGGUAGACAUAUCUUAAAUUGACGUGGCUUACUCUCUAAUGUAUCUAUUCACUGACGCAUUUAUUCAAGCCAGAGCUGGAUGACUUUCCAUUUCAAAAGACAAUUAUUUUACAAUAUUAAAUAGUGAUAAAACCGAUAUUUAGCGUACAUAAAAUCAUAUUAUUAGUUAUAUUUGUUAGUCAACAUUCGCAUUGACAUAAUCUAUUUUCAUGUCAUUUUUGUGCAAGAUAUGAGACUGAUAUGCGAGCGCUUCAUUUCAGAUAUUUUUUUGCAAAAAUAGAAAACAUGCUGCUAUUUGAUAGGAUCAACGAAGGAAGACCAAUGUCUCCCCAGUAUGCCGUUUAUGCAAAACGAAUAGAAUCUUUUCAGACUUGGCCAGAAUAUUCACCAGUGAAGAAAGAAAAUCCUGUUGAAGCAGGAUUGGUUGAUACAGGAGCGGGUGACAGUGUGCAGUGUUAUUUUUGUGGCGGCGGACACGGGAACGGGGAGCGAUAUGACAGUCCUGUGGAAGAACAUGCUAAAUGCUAUCCCAAAUGCCCAUACAUACUAUUAUUUAAGGGACAGUCAUAUGUUGAAGAACUUAGUCUUGUGAGAAACCCAGAUGAAUUCUAUCCUUCAGAACAUAUAUACUUUGACAAAUCAUUUAAGAUGGAUAGAGUUGGUUUUGUGAGAAACCUUGUAGAAAGUGUUGCUGCUCAAAGUUGUUUGGAAAUGGAUUUUCCGAAAGAAAAUGUCGAACAGGCGAUUGUCAUUUAUUGUCAAAGAAAGGGUGAUCUCAACUUCAAAGCCAAGGAUUUGUGUGAGAUUUUAUUUGAAAUUGAAGAAAGCCGGGACCAGUGGGCUGAAUUAAUAGAUGAUACACCUACUCCGGUACUGACGAGAGAUUUUGAAGAUGUGGAUAGUCUAGCACAGUUUGACAGUUUGAUAGGAGAGAAUCAUAUGUGCAAGAUGUGCAUGCAUUAUCAAGAGCACCUGACAUUGUUGGCGUAUCAUCAUUUGAUCAGAUGCCCACAGUGUGCCCCAGUGCUUCCCAGUUUACAGAAUUUUCAUAUGUUUCGGUGAUGUCCAUGUUGCAACAUAUUAGAGUAUAUAGGACAUUAUGCGUAACGAGGGUGUAUGGACUUUGUAAAUGUUCAAUUGAAUUGCCAAUUGUGACGGCUUUUACCAAAAUUUAUCUUUGACGCUGGUCGUCAGCUGUGUCAGUCAAAACUAUGUUGGCCGGUUAUAUCUCAUAUGCUUUACCGUUAUCUUCAAAAUAGUACAUACAUUUAUUGAAAUACAGUUAUUUUCUGUUAUUCUGUCACAUCUUGGUUUUGUUUUUGCCAGGCUGUUUCUAAACCAUGUACAAGUAAAAAUGCCCUUUAACUUUAAUUUAUAUAUAAUCUCCCCAUACUUGGA
This is a messenger RNA of Mercenaria mercenaria, 2002 nucleotides long. Its product is annotated as E3 ubiquitin-protein ligase XIAP-like. Bases 845 to 1666 code for a protein of 273 amino acids. NCBI's taxonomy places the organism in Eukaryota, Metazoa, Mollusca, Bivalvia, Venerida, Veneridae. Gene Ontology annotation, cellular component: cytoplasm; spindle microtubule; nucleus. Gene Ontology annotation, biological process: negative regulation of apoptotic process; regulation of cell cycle. The transcript has 5 exons. The record is from RefSeq and is a predicted model, not a curated record. Gene Ontology annotation, molecular function: cysteine-type endopeptidase inhibitor activity involved in apoptotic process.